AUGGCCUACGCUUACUACUAUGACUACCCACCUCCAUUGGUGGACAACCCUCAUGAACGACACCAUCAGCACCAGUCGCUCCUUCAAUACAUCGCCCGCCGUCACCCCAGACCAGAAGACCACCCGAACCAACCUGACCUCGACUUCCGCGAUGCUAUCCACGAAUACCUCAUCGAGAUCGAAGUGCCGGGGAUCAAGAAGCCUGAAGACAUCACCGUUACCUGGACCGGUAACCGAUCCCUUCUGUUGUCGGGCAAAGUCGACCGGCCAGACUAUGGAAAUGCCGAGAACGCAAAGGUGGAAGAAGAACAGCCAGAACCUCAUGACGGGGGAAUCCAUCUGUUGAUUGGAGAGAGGAGAAUCGGCCCGUUUCGACGAUACGUCAAUUUCCCCACGGAUGUAGAGAACGUCAGUGUCACGCUGGAAGCUGGCUUGUUGAAGAUUCGUGCGCCCAAGAAAGGGUUCAAGGAUAUCGCCAACACAAAGGUUGAUGUUAAGCACGAGUGA
Molecule: messenger RNA, 507 nt
Organism: Cladophialophora bantiana CBS 173.52
Lineage: Eukaryota; Fungi; Ascomycota; Eurotiomycetes; Chaetothyriales; Herpotrichiellaceae
Exons: 1
Coding region: 1-507 (168 amino acids)
Source: RefSeq, a predicted model, not a curated record